UGCUGGGCUACUGCAGCACACCAUGAGCAGGCUUCAUGGGCAACAAGUCCAAAAUCCUAUCAUGUGUUCACAUGUUACAUAAUACCCGGGGGAUAAACACAUCGGAUGUUUCCAAGGAGCCGGACCUCUGCGAAUAGACAACCAUGGAUUUUAUGACAGAUCGGGAUGUGCAAAAGUACAUGGAGGAUGGAUAUGUGGUUAUGGACGGGCUGCUGACCUCCCAGGAGUGCGAUGAGCUGAGGCAAAGCAUGGCAGAGAUAGUGGACCGGAUGGACGUCCCGGAGCACUGCCACAUCACUUUCUCCACCGAUCACGAUGAGCAGCUCAAAGCACAGAUGCAGGGAAAUGCUGACUAUUUCAUCACAAGUGGAGAUAAGAUCCGCUUUUUCUUUGAGAAAGGAGUUUUUGACGAAAAAGGGGAGUUCAUGGUACCAAAACAGCGCUCACUAAAUAAAGUCGGACAUGCACUACAUGCCUAUGAGCCGCUGUACAAAAAGGUUACACAUUCACCCAAAAUACAGGGCAUAGCAAAGAAGCUGGGUCUUGUAAGCCCUGUGAUACUGCAAAGCAUGUUCAUUUUUAAGCAACCAGGGAUUGGCGGAGAAGUGACGCCACAUCAAGAUGCCACAUUCCUGUACACGGAGCCCCUGGGCCGAGUCAUGGGGCUGUGGAUCGCCCUGGAAGACGCUACUGUUAACAACGGCUGCCUGUGGUUUAUCCCAGGGUCACAUAACAGUGGUAUUUCUCGGCGUAUGGUGCGUACCCCAAAGGGCACCUUUCCCCUGACAGACUUCACAGGCCGAGAGCAGACCUACGAUGACAAGAAGUUUGUCGCUGCACCUGUUAAAAAAGGUGGUGUAGUCCUGAUCCACGGGGAGGUGGUGCAUCGCAGUGCUGAAAACACCUCAGAGGACUCUCGCCAAGUCUACACCUUCCAUCUCAUGGAAAGCCAGGACACCCGCUGGAGCCCUGACAACUGGUUGCAACCCACUGAAGAGCUCCCUUUCCCGUCUCUCUACACUAAAUGAAGGAUGUUUUUUGGCGUUUGG
Molecule: messenger RNA, 1049 nt
Organism: Etheostoma spectabile (orangethroat darter)
Lineage: Eukaryota; Metazoa; Chordata; Actinopteri; Perciformes; Percidae
Gene: phyhd1
Product: phytanoyl-CoA dioxygenase domain containing 1
Exons: 12
Coding region: 144-1028 (294 amino acids)
Source: RefSeq, a predicted model, not a curated record